This is a messenger RNA of Nylanderia fulva, 4861 nucleotides long. The record is from RefSeq and is a predicted model, not a curated record. NCBI's taxonomy places the organism in Eukaryota, Metazoa, Arthropoda, Insecta, Hymenoptera, Formicidae.
GUAUUUGAGAUGUAUAUGGAGAGUUGCGCGCCGCGAGGUAAAGGAGCCUAAUCGUGACACCUUUCGGCGUUAUCGUUCUAGUUUACCCCCGAAUAUCGUCUAAAGCCCGGCUUUUAGCCGAGUCAUCGUCUCCCGCUGUCGCAGAGACCAGGACAGGCGCGUAGCGAGCGGAUGCUCCGUUUAUAAGCUCCGGUUACUCCGAUUGUGUUCUAACUAAUAAAUAGUUCUGUGGUUAAAAGUGUUCGAAUCAUUAACUCCGGUUCUCCUUCUCUCAAAUAUAAUAUUCGAAUAUACAAGAAUAUAACAGCUGGCGACGAGGAUGGGAUCCUAGUAGGCGUAGUGAAAAUCAGCCACGUGGAAUUCGUGGCGAGAGUUUUGCCAGAGCCGAAUGGGCGACGGUGUUCGAGAAACUACGCAACAGAGGAAGUGAUUUGCCGAGAAGGAGGAAAUUAAGAGAAGAUGCCGACGACGAGUUCAGGCUCAGGUACGCAAAGCCCGGUAUCGGGACAAAAUCCACCGGCAAAGGUAGCAAUUGCAAACCCUUUGCAAGUCGAUGUUUUCGACCCGCAGCGGCAGCCGUUAAUUCGUUGGCUGCAGCGACUUGAAGGUGCCUUUCGAGUGUUUCAAAUCUCGGAAGGCGCAGAACGUGUUGCUUACUUGCUACAUUUCGUAGGCGUAGAACCGUUCGGGAUUUUGUGCGACCGACUGGAUCCUAUCGAUCCAUAUACUCAAACGUAUGAGACGUUAAUUGGAAAAUUAAAAGAAUUUUACGCGCCCGAGCCACUAGAGAUAGCCGAGAUAUAUAUUUAUCGGAAGCGUAUGCAACGUACAGAGGAGACUGUCCAGGAAUACAUGGCGGCUCUCCAGAAAUUAUCGCUUCACUGCAAAUUUGGAGAAUAUCUACCAAUGGAACUACGGAAUCAAUUCGUAUUCGGCUUAAGGAAUCAUCGGAUUCAAUCGAGGUUGUUGGAGACGGCGAAUCUCACGAAGGACUCCGCAUUAAAAAUCGCAUGCGGAAUGGAAAUGGCGGAGAAGGGCGUUAAUAAACUAAAAGAAGAAAAUCAUCUAUCGGAAACGACCGUUGACUACAUUGGAGCUGGAGCAAAACAGAAGAAGACAAAGGGCCGUGAUGAUCGUACUGGAAACAGAGGAAAUCAACAACAAGGGUCGAGGAAGGACGCAGCGACUUCGAAGCAUUCCAAUCUUGGCAAACAUCAUAAGUAUACAAAUAAUAAGCGUUCGAACUCGAAAGUUAAUGAUAUUGUUUGUUAUAGGUGUGGUCAGGCUCAUUUGGCGCCAAGCUGUACCCUUCCUCGGAACACUAAAUGUAGAGAAUGCGGAGGUUUUGGGCACCUCCAAAAAGUUUGUAAGAAGAAAGGGCAGGCCCACCUGUUAGAAGAGGUGUUCCGUGUGGAUGACAGAGAGCAUCUCGAGCACAGGGAAAAGUACACAGUUCCGCUUCAAAUAGAAAGCAAGAGAGUGACAUUCGACGUAGAUUGCGGCUCAGCGGUCACAUUGGUGAGCGAUAUAUGGCGUAGAGAAACGUUUCCAAAUUUAAAAUUAUAUAAUACGCGUUUGAAACUGCGCUCUUAUUGUAAGAAAAAUUUCGUGCCUCUCGGAUUUAUUAAAGUAAAAGUCAAAGAUAUAAAUGAAAAUAAAAUAUUAAAUAUGUACGUGGUUAAAUACGAUCGAGAUCCAUUGUUGGGCCGGGAGUGGAUUAAUCAGUUGAAAAUGUUAAAGAAAAUUAAAGAUAGUCUCUUAGAAAUAGAAGACGUGCAUACUCUCGACGCGUCCGGGCAAGAACGGUUGGCUAAUUUAUUAGAAAAAUAUAGAAACGUACUAAGUGACGAAUUUGCAAAUAUUAAUAAAUUUCAAGCUCAUCUAAAAUUAAAACCAAAUGUAAAGCCUGUAUUUAUAAAAAAUCGUGCGGUACCCUUUAAAAUUUUAGAAAAAGUCGAAAAAGAAUUAGAAAAUAUGGUAAAAGCAGGCAUCUUGGAAAAAGUCGAGUCUUCGAAUUGGGCAACGCCAAUCGUACCGGUUUUAAAAAAAAACGGCGGAAUUAGAAUUUGCGGUGACUACAGUAUAACAGUCAAUCCGUCUUUAAUUAUAGAUGAGCACCCCUUGCCCACAAUGGAAGAAUUGUUCGCAUCUAUGUCGGGAGGCACGAUUUUUUCAAAAAUAGAUUUAAAACAAGCAUAUUUGCAGUUACCGGUCGCGGAAUCUGAUAGAGAGAUUUUAACAUUAAGUACACAUAAAGGUCUAUAUAAAUGCAACCGAUUAAUGUACGGAGUGGCAUCUGCACCCGCGAUAUGGCAAAGGACAAUGGAAAAUAUACUGUGCGGAAUACCCGGGGUGGCUAUAUUUUUAGAUGAUAUUAGAAUUGCCGGUAAAGACAUAAAACAACACUGCGAGAGAUUAGAACUUGUUUUGAAAAGAUUAUCAGAAUAUAAUAUUCGCAUUAAUGUAGAGAAAUGCGCUUUUCUUAAAGAUAAAAUAUCCUAUUGCGGAUAUAUAAUUAGCAAAAACGGAAUUUCAAAAGAACCUAAAAAAAUUGAAGCAGUCCAAAAGAUGCCAAGGCCAACUAAUACGACGCAACUUCGCGCUUUUAUUGGAUUAGUAAAUUACUACGGACGCUUCAUCGAACAUUUAAGUGAUAAAAUGUACCCGUUAAAUAACCUGCUAAAGAAAAAUGUAAAAUUUAAUUGGUCGAAAGAAUGUGAGACGGCUUUCAGAAAAAUUAAAGUAGAAUUCGGAAGUAAAAAAAUUUUAGUGCCUUUUAACCCAAAGUUGCCAUUGAUACUCGCUGUGGAUGCCAGUCCGUACGGAAUAGGUGCAGUCCUUUCACACAUGUACCCCGAUGGUACAGAACGCGUAAUUCAAUACGCGUCAAACACAUUAAAUGAAACGCAAAAGAAAUACGCGCAGAUUGAUAAGGAGGCUUUUGCAAUUGUUUUCGGGAUUAAAAAAUUCCAUCAAUUUUUGUAUGGAAAUCAUUUUACGCUUUUAACGGAUAAUAAGCCGUUGGCACAAAUUUUAAACCCGCAAAAAGGCCUUCCGGCAUACAGUGCACUGCGCAUGCAGCACUAUGCCGUGUUUUUGCAGGCUUUUAAUUUUGAUAUAAAGUAUCGUAAAUCCAUAGAUCAUUGUAAUGCAGAUGGGUUCUCACGAUUGCCCAUACAAGAGAAAAGCGUAGGAAAAUUCGACGUAAUUGAUGUAUUGCAAAUGGAAAACGUAGAAACAUUACCGGUAACUGCAAAAAGUAUUAGAGAUGAAAUAAAUAAAGAUGCGUUAUUAUUAAAAAUUCGUCAAACCUUGAUAAAAGGCAAAAGUUUAGUUCCGCUGGGUUAUAAUGAUGGCGAGUUUGCGUUGCAGGAUGGUAUCGUGUUUAGAAAAGAGAGAAUAGCUAUCCCGAAAAGCUUAAGAAGUAAAGUAUUAAAAGAAUUGCACGCAGGGCAUUUUGGAACGGUAAAAAUGAAAAAACUUAGUCGAAAUUUUUGUUGGUGGCCAAAAAUAGACAAAGAAAUAGAAGAAAUAACUAAAAAUUGUAAAGCAUGUGCCACGUUUUUAAAUAAUCCAAGAAUCAAAGUUAAACACGCCUGGGAAGCGGCGUCAGAACCUUUUGAGCGCGUACAUAUAGAUUUCGCGGGGCCGUUUAUGAGCCACACUUUUCUAGUAUUGGUCGACUCGUACACAAAAUGGCCUGAAGUUCACAUUGUAAAAAACAUGUCCGUCCAAAACACGAUAGAAAAAUGUAGGGAAAUAUUCGCAAAAUUCGGAUUGCCACGAGUCCUAGUGUCGGACAACGGGCGAACAUUUAUUGCAGAAGAAUUCGAAAAUUUUCUUAGAAUAAACGGAAUAUACCAUAAGCGCACAGCACCCUACCAUCCUGCUACAAAUGGUUUAGCGGAACGUUUCGUACAAACGUUAAAAAAAUCACUACGAAAAUUAAAUAUUAGUAAUGGCAACAUUAAGACCAAUCUACAGAAAUUUCUAUUUCAGUAUAGAGUAACACCUCAUGCAGAAUUAGAUAAAUCUCCGGCGGAAGCCAUGUAUAACCGUAAAUUAAGAAGCAGAUUGGACUUAAUGUUCCCGAAAACUAAUAAAGAAAUUGAAAUGGAAAAUAUAAUAGUUGUAAGAAAUUUUAAAGAAGGCGAAAGAGUCGCCGUGCGAGAAUAUUUAAACAAAAACGUAAAAUGGCGAUUUGGGAGAGUAUUAGCUAAGCUAGGGAAAUUACAUUACUCAGUUAAAUUAGACAACGGAAAAAUUUGGAAACGUCACUCAGAUCAAAUAAGGAAAAUAGGAGAAAAAAUUAGUGCCCCGAUUGAUGAGGCGAAUAACCUUGGUGAGGCUGACCAUUAUGGUCCAGUCGAGGUAGCACGGGAUGUUCUAACUCCAAGCGAUAACGAGCAAGCGAAAACUGUGCACAAAAACUCUGACCCUGCCAGCUCGAGUUGCUACUCCGAAAAUCCCAAUACAACGGAAUCCGAGGAAGGGGAAGCUGCAAGAGCCGACGACACACGCACGCGUAAAUCAAAAAUAAGUUUGGAACAAAAUGUAAACGAAAACAAUGAGGGCCGACCUCAACGUUAUAGAAAACCGCCUGAUAGGGGGAAGAGCUGUUAUGUAUUUGAGAUGUAUAUGGAGAGUUGCGCGCCGCGAGGUAAAGGAGCCUAAUCGUGACACCUUUCGGCGUUAUCGUUCUAGUUUACCCCCGAAUAUCGUCUAAAGCCCGGCUUUUAGCCGAGUCAUCGUCUCCCGCUGUCGCAGAGACCAGGACAGGCGCGUAGCGAGCGGAUGCUCCGUUUAUAAGCUCCGGUUACUCCGAUUGUGUUCUAACUAAUAAAUAGUUCUGUGGUUAAAA